AUGGUGGGUGUGUGGUGCCUGGUGACCUGGAUGAACCUGGGGCGCCCCUCAAAGCUGCGCCUGGUGGAGCUGGGGCCUGGCCGCGGGACGCUCAUGUCUGACCUGCUGAGGGGCGCGGGAAGCUUCCCGGAAUUCGCACAGGCGCUCGAAGUCGAACUGGUGGAGAUCAGCCCCGCCCUCAGGCGGGCGCAGUGGGUGGCGCUCCGGUGCACAGGCGGCGAGCAGCGCAGCGGCGUCGGCAGCGGCGGCGGCGAAACGGGCGUGGGAGAGGGCGGGGGUGGUGGGCAGGAUGCGGUGGAGGGCACGAGCAGCGUCAGCGGUGGGGGCGUGCGCGUGCGGUGGCGCGCCACCCUGGACGAGGUGCCGCAGGAGGGGCCGCCGACUGUGUACCUGGCUCACGAGUUCUUUGACGCGCUGCCGGUCCACCAGUUCGUGCGGGACAAGGGCGGCAGGAACUGGCUGGAGAAGAUGGUGGACGUGGCCGAGCCCUCGGACCCCGGCCCCCACCACCUGCGCUUCGUGCUGUCGCCCGGGCAGACGCCCGCGGCGGCGCUGCUGGUGCCGCGGCGGCUGGCGGCGCUCGUGGACGAGGAGCGGCGGGGCGUCCAGGCGCUCGAGGUGAGCGCCCACGGCAUGGCCACCGCCGAGCGCCUCGCGCUGCGCGUGGGCGCACACGGCGGCGCCGCGCUCGUCAUCGACUACGGCCGCGGCUCGCCGCCGUACACAGACUCCCUGAUCGCGAUCCGGCAGCACAAGGGCGUGCACGCGCUGAGCCGGCCGGGCACGGCGGACCUGAGCGCGUGGGUCGACUUUGGCGCGCUGCGGCUGGCGGCCGAGGGCAGCGGCGCGGCGGUCGAGGUCCACGGCCCGGUCAGCCAGGCGCAGCUGCUGCUGUCCCUGGGCAUCCAGGCGCGCGCGCAGACGCUGGCCGACGUAGCGACUUCAGAGGGCCAGGCCCAGGCUCUGGCGGCCGCGUUCCACCGGCUGGUGGGGCAGGACGAGGGGGGCAUGGGGCGGUCGUACCAGGCCAUGGCGAUCGUGCAGGGCGGCCUGCCGGCGCCCGUGGGGCUGUACAAGCGCGGCACGCUUCGGCUGCUGCAGGACCAGGCCAAUGCGACCAACCCCACCGCGGCUGCCCCAAACGCGACCGCUGCCGCCCCCAACGCCACUGCGGCUGCACCGAACGCCACUGCGGGCGCGCCCCACAGCGACGGCGAUGCUGACGAGGCCGGCGGCACCCGCAAGUAG
Messenger RNA from Monoraphidium neglectum, 1248 nucleotides. RefSeq names its product Protein midA. NCBI's taxonomy places the organism in Eukaryota, Viridiplantae, Chlorophyta, Chlorophyceae, Sphaeropleales, Selenastraceae. The transcript has 6 exons. Bases 1 to 1248 code for a protein of 415 amino acids. Gene Ontology annotation, biological process: mitochondrial respiratory chain complex I assembly. The record is from RefSeq and is a predicted model, not a curated record. Gene Ontology annotation, cellular component: mitochondrion. Gene Ontology annotation, molecular function: protein-arginine omega-N symmetric methyltransferase activity.